AUGGCUACCCCGCUACUGCCCAUUGGACAAGGAAUAUACAUCAGCGAAGCCCAUGCGAAUACCCCAGGAUUUGACGGAGCGUCACAGCCAACGGUCGUUUUAAUCUUCGGAUGGAUGGGCGCCAAGUUGCCACAUCUCUUGAAAUACACACAAGUUUACGAUUCCAUAUACCCCAAUGCAACGAAAGUGCUCAUACGGUCAGAGCCGGGUUUUUUUUGGAGUUUUCAAAAUGCACGGAAAGUAUACCUCAAACCCGCUGUCGAUUUUUUGGAAGUGCUAGGAUGUAUACCCCCUCUUAGAAACGCGACCAGGGUGACACAAAAAGCACCGACAGAGCAGAAGAUACCCACCACUCAACCGCGUAUCCUGGUGCAUGCUUUCUCCAACGGUGGAGCCGCCCAACUAUCGACACUGAGUGACAUUUUGACUGACCGUUCAACCCCAUACGCAUCCGCACCUCCACUAAGCGCGGUCAUCCUCGACUCGUGCCCUGGCAGGGGCGGGAUCGAAGUCACCCGGCGCGCUUUUGCAACCGCCGUGCGCAACCUCAUCCUGCGGUGGCUACUAGCCAACAUCUACGCCGUUCUGGCGCACUGGAUCUUCGGGAAGGAAGCAACAAUUUUCAAGAUGAGAACGACGUUGAACAAGUGCCUGCUACUUCCGUGGUUUAGUAAGCAUACCCCGAGGUUGUAUCUGUACUCACAGGCGGAUGAGAUGGUCCCGUGGACAGAGGUGGAGGAACAUGCGGAGGAGGCGAGGAAAGCGGGGUUAGAUGUGAGGAUGGAGAGAUUCGAGGGGUCACCGCAUGUUGCGCAUGCCAGGACUGAUCCAAAGCGAUACUGGGGCGCGGUGAAGAAGGUCUGGGAGGAUGCGACAUCAUCUUCUGCGGAAGGUCUCGAGCAAGAAAGACGACUUCUUUGA
Molecule: messenger RNA, 921 nt
Organism: Laccaria bicolor S238N-H82
Lineage: Eukaryota; Fungi; Basidiomycota; Agaricomycetes; Agaricales; Hydnangiaceae
Exons: 5
Coding region: 1-921 (306 amino acids)
Source: RefSeq, a predicted model, not a curated record